This is a messenger RNA of Poeciliopsis prolifica (blackstripe livebearer), 2670 nucleotides long. Its product is annotated as glycine receptor subunit alpha-3-like. Lineage: Eukaryota; Metazoa; Chordata; Actinopteri; Cyprinodontiformes; Poeciliidae. Gene Ontology annotation, molecular function: transmembrane signaling receptor activity; transmitter-gated monoatomic ion channel activity; glycine binding. The record is from RefSeq and is a predicted model, not a curated record. Gene Ontology annotation, biological process: regulation of membrane potential; nervous system process; chloride transmembrane transport. Gene Ontology annotation, cellular component: neuron projection; plasma membrane; synapse.
GAAGCUGCUCCGCCGCUUAACUUCCGGAGUCUCGGCGGGAUGUCCACGAGCUGCGACCCGCGCGCCGCCUGAACUCACCUGGAGCGCGAGGCAGCGGAGGGCGCGAGCGCGCGCAGGACGAGCCAUGAGGCGGCGGGAAGCGGCGGGGCGCGCGCUGGUGGGCUGGAAGCUGCUGCUGCUGGUCAGUGUGAGUCGCUGUAAAGAGCUGGACGGCGCCGCCAGGGGGCGCCACGUUCCCAUGUCUCCCUCCGACUUCCUGGACAAACUGAUGGGAAGAACGUCGGGAUACGACGCUCGGAUCCGACCGAACUUUAAAGGUCCUCCGGUCAACGUCUCCUGCAACAUCUUCAUCAACAGCUUCGGCUCCAUCGCUGAGACCACCAUGGUGAGACUACCGGUGAACAUCUUCCUGCGGCAGCAGUGGAACGACCCGCGGCUGGCGUACUGCGAGUAUCCUGACGACUCUCUGGAUCUGGACCCGUCCAUGCUGGACUCCAUCUGGAAACCGGACCUGUUCUUCGCCAACGAGAAGGGAGCGCACUUCCACGAGGUCACCACCGACAACAAGCUGCUGCGCAUCUUCAAGGACGGCAAAGUGCUCUACUCCAUACGACUGACGCUGACGCUGUCGUGUCCCAUGGACCUGAAGAACUUCCCCAUGGACGUCCAGACCUGCAUCAUGCAGCUGGAGAGCUUUGGCUACACUAUGAACGACCUGAUCUUCGAGUGGCAGGAAAACGGGCCGGUCCAGGUGGCGGAGGGCCUCACGCUGCCACAGUUCAUCCUGAAGGACGAGUCGGACCUGAGAUACUGCACCAAGCACUACAACACUGGUAAGUUCACCUGCAUCGAGGUCCGGUUCCACCUGGAGCGGCAUGGUUACUACCUGAUCCAGAUGUACAUCCCGUCCCUUCUCAUCGUCAUCCUGUCCUGGGUCUCCUUCUGGAUCAACAUGGACGCCGCGCCGGCCCGAGUGGCGCUCGGCAUCACCACCGUGCUCACCAUGACACAGAGCUCCGGCUCCAGAACCUCGCUGCCCAAGGUGUCCUACGUAAAGGCCAUAGACAUCUGGAUGGCCGUGUGUCUCCUCUUCGUCUUCUCUGCGCUGCUGGAAUACGCCGCCGUAAACUUCGUGUCGAGGCAACACAAGGAGCUGCUGCGCUUCCGGCGCCAACACAAGAGCAAAACCAAGGAAGUGGAGGCCCAGGAGAGCCGGCCGGCGUCCGCAGCUGCGGUGACCUCCAUUCCCAGCAGCACCAAGGACACCAAAGUCAAUGCCAACAACGCCGUGGGAGCUGUCAGCAUCUCCCAGAAUGCACCUGGAAGGAGCACUGAGGAGAUGAGGAAGCUGUUCAUCGACCGGGCCAAGAAGAUCGACACGGUGUCGAGAGCCGGAUUCCCUCUGGCCUUCCUCUUCUUCAACAUCUUCUACUGGGUCCUCUACAAGAUCCUGAGACACGAAGACGUCCACAAGCCCUGAGGACGAGACCUCAGAGGACAGCGAGUCUUCACAGGACGUUAAAGUUGGAGUACUUUUAGUGAUCUUCAGUUCUGGUUGCAGAACAUCUGGAGGAGCAGACGGCUGGUUCUGAUCCGAAUCCGUGUUGGUAAACAAACUUUUCUUUUUCUGGUUUGUUGUUUAAAAAUUCAAACUGUUGUGGUUUUACCGGUCGGACCAGAACCGCACUGCUACUCACAAACUUGGGUUUUUAGAAAUAAAAAUCUGAAAAGUGUGGCAUGUUUUUUCAUCUACUCCGAUUCCCCUGAACGAAUCCCAAAGCAACCAAAGGCCAGCAGCAAAUUGCAAACUGCUCCGCUUUGUGAAAUAUGAACGAUGAUUCAGCCUCGGGUCGCUGUCUCAGUGCUGCGUCUGUGCUGGCCUCUUCAUUAACGUUUGUCGGUUGGCAAACAUUGGAAUUGAUACACUACCGCCACCAACUGGUGUGGAGGGGAACCACAACAAUUGUAUUAUACAAAUGUUUUAACUAGAGAGAACAAUAUUAUCAUUUUUACUUUAAGUUUUCUAAAUAGAACAAGAAUAUUUCUUGAAAUUGAGAAAAAAAUCAUUUUUUUCAUAAUUUUUAUUAAGUGCCAAACAAAAGAAGCCAACCUGCAGCGGUCCAGGUACAGUCCAGGAAGGAUCCAGGCCCGGUCCAGGCCCGAUGGAUCCUGCGUUUCCGUUCUGGUGGAUUAUCUGCGCGGCGUUGCCGUCUCAGACAGUCAAAGGUUUGAGGUGUAAAUAAUUAUUGUCCCUGUAAAUCCAGGAUAAUUCCAGGCCGACGUGACGUCAUGAGCAGGCAGAGACCUGCCGCUCCGGGCUGCAGGUUGAGCAACAGGACUGAAGAGGAGCUGCUGGAUUCAACCUGUAAUUAUUAUCUUGCACAGUUUAGUUAACCUUCCUCUGACAGGGACACACACACACACACACACACGACACACAUGUCGUGUGUGUGUGUGUGUGUGUGUGUGUGUGUCUGUGUGUGUGUGUGUGUGUGUGUGUGUGCGUGCAUGCAGAGGUGGCAGGUGGUCCAUAGGGGCUCUCCGCUCUGCCUGAUGUGAGGCAGUGAUUCGGCAAAAUCUAUGAAAAUAAGCAACCUUUUUUACAUCAGCCUGUUUUCAUUGCUAGUGUGACUAUUGAAUGUAUCCUGAAUUAUUUAAUCCUGUUUCUCA